Molecule: messenger RNA, 2551 nt
Organism: Macaca mulatta (Rhesus monkey)
Lineage: Eukaryota; Metazoa; Chordata; Mammalia; Primates; Cercopithecidae
Gene: PDZK1
Product: PDZ domain containing 1
Biological process (GO): protein localization to plasma membrane
Cellular component (GO): apical plasma membrane
Molecular function (GO): signaling receptor binding; protein-membrane adaptor activity
Source: RefSeq, a predicted model, not a curated record
UAGAACUGUCUGUGGGUGCUGCUGAUAGGAAUCAGCUGCUGAUCGCGGCUAGGGCUGGGGGCUGAGCACACCGGCACCAGCCUACUUCUUGGGCAGCAAGGCAGCAGGAUAGAGGGGUUUGUAAAAAUGCCUUCCACCUACCCUGCUGGGCUUGCCUGAGAGACUCUGAGUGUGGGAAGCGAAGACAAUUAUCGCUAGGCUGGAGAACAGAAAGAGCACCGUCAGUCCAGCGAGUUGCAAGCCUAGUGCUCACCUGCAGAGACAGAAUUCCUGAGCGAACGAACAGAGCGGCUCCUCUUCCAUCUCCAGGGUCUCAUUCUCUUGCCCAGGCUGGAGUGGAGUGUGGUGGUGUGAUCUCGGCUCACAGCAACCUCUGCCUCCAGGUUCAAGCCAUCCUCCCACCUAAGCCUCCCAAGUAGCUGGGACUAAAGAAAUGACCUCCACCUUCAACCCCCGAGAAUGUAAACUGUCCAAGCAAGAAGGGCAAAACUAUGGCUUCUUCCUGCGAAUUGAGAAGGACACCGAGGGCCACCUGGUCCGGGUGGUUGAGAAGGGUAGCCCAGCAGAGAAGGCUGGCCUUCAGGAUGGAGACCGAGUUCUUAGGAUCAAUGGUGUCUUUGUGGACAAAGAAGAACAUACGCAGGUUGUGGAUCUGGUCAGAAAGAGUGGGAAUUCAGUGACUUUACUAGUUCUGGAUGGGGAUUCCUAUGAGAAAGCAAUGAAAACACAGGUGGACUUGAAAGAGUUGGGUCAAAGUCAGAAGGAGCAAGGUUUGAGUGAUAAUACACUUUCCCCUGUGAUGAAUGGAGGCGUGCAAACUUGGACCCAGCCCCGGCUCUGCUACCUCGUGAAGCAGGGAGGCAGCUAUGGCUUCUCUCUGAAAACUGUCCAAGGUAAAAAGGGGGUGUACAUGACUGAUAUUACACCUCAAGGUGUGGCUAUGAAAGCUGGAGUUCUGGCUGAUGAUCACUUGAUUGAAGUGAAUGGAGAGAAUGUAGAGGAUGCCAGCCACGAGGAAGUGGUUGAAAAGGUGAAGAAGUCAGGAAGCCGUGUCAUGUUCCUGCUGGUGGACAAAGAAACUGACAAGCAUCACCUUGAGCAGAAGAUACAAUUCAAAAGAGAAACGGCUAGUUUCAAACUGUUACCCCACCAGCCCCGAAUUGUGGAGAUGAAGAAAGGAAGCAAUGGUUAUGGUUUCUAUCUGAGGGCAGGCUCAGAACAGAAAGGUCAAAUCAUCAAGGACAUAGAUUCUGGAAGUCCAGCAGAGGAGGCUGGCUUGAAGAACAAUGAUCUGGUAGUUGCUGUCAAUGGCGAAUCUGUGGAAACCCUGGAUCAUGACAGUGUGGUGGAAAUGAUUAGAAAGGGUGGAGAUCAGACUUCACUGUUGGUGGUAGACAAAGAGACGGACAACAUGUACAGACUGGCUCAUUUUUCUCCAUUUCUCUACUAUCAAAGUCAAGAACUGCCCAAUGGCUCUGUCAAGGAGGCUCCAGCUCCUACUCCCGCUUCUCUGGAAGUCUCAAGUCCACCAGAUACUACAGAGGAAGUAGAUCAUAAGCCUAAACUCUGCAGGCUGGCUAAAGGUGAAAAUGGCUAUGGCUUUCACUUAAAUUCGAUUCGGGGUCUGCCAGGCUCAUUCAUCAAAGAGGUACAGAAGGGCGGCCCUGCUGACUUGGCUGGGCUAGAGGAUGAAGAUAUCAUCAUUGAAGUGAAUGGGGUGAAUGUGCUGGAUGAACCCUAUGAGAAGGUGGUGGAUAGAAUCCAGAGCAGUGGGAAGAAUGUCACACUUCUAGUCUGUGGAAAGAAGGCCUAUGAUUAUUUCCAAGCUAAGAAAAUCCCUAUUGUUUCCUCCCUGGCUGAUCCACUUGACACCCCUCCAGAUUCUAAAGAAGGAACAGUGGUGGAGUCAGGGCAUGACUCGCACAUGGCAAAAGAACGGGCCCACAGUACAGCCUCACAUUCUUCUUCCAAUUCUGAAGAUACAGAGAUGUGAUGAAAGCAAGUAAUAGCGUUGGCUGUUUAUCUGAUAGCUAUUUCUGGGUAUUUAAUAGGAAUCGUUUCUCAAGGAAUGAGUUGCGACCAGUUUACUGUCUCUUUAGAAGAAAAACUCCACUGGAAACCAUUCACCAUGUGUGACUGGUCUUACGGGUGGCUACUGCAGACUGCUAAUUUAUGCUUAACUUAGGAAGAGAUAAGGCAAGAGCUAGAUUUUUUUCAUGUGAUCUCUUCCAAGCUUCAACUUAACUACAUUCUCUGUAUGAUGUCUCUUACUUCUACAGGUUCCGUGAGCACCAAAGAUGAUUCAUAACUCUGUAUAGGUGAGAGCUGCUUAGUAAAGCAUCUUAGCAGAUAAGCCUAUUAAAAUUGUGCUUCUGUAACAAUGUUGUAGUUGCUAGAAUAAAUACCAUUAACAAAUGCCUUCUGAGUACACUUGAUAGAGCUUUUGUUUUGGAUUCACUUUUUAUGCUUUAACCUUCAUUUGCUUCUAGAAACCCAAAACACAUUAAGUACAAAAUAAGACCUUAGUAAUAAAAUUCAGAAUUUUCUUAAA